Messenger RNA from Phytophthora nicotianae INRA-310, 2595 nucleotides. RefSeq lists its product as hypothetical. Gene Ontology annotation, cellular component: membrane. The coding region runs from base 1 to 2595 and encodes 864 amino acids. The transcript is spliced from 5 exons. Gene Ontology annotation, biological process: transmembrane transport. Lineage: Eukaryota; Oomycota; Peronosporomycetes; Peronosporales; Peronosporaceae. Gene Ontology annotation, molecular function: ABC-type transporter activity; ATP binding; ATP hydrolysis activity. The record is from RefSeq and is a predicted model, not a curated record.
AUGGUGGCAAACGACCAACUGGACGGUAAUUCCUGUUCGGGAUCUGGAUGCUACGACGGUGGAAAGGUGCUUACUGUGUUCUUCGCAGUCACGAUGGGUGCCAUGGCUCUAGGCCAAGCUGGACCAAGUAUCGAAGCCAUAACAGGAGCACAGGGCAAAACGUUGGGUACUGUUUAUGGUCGCAUUCAGAUUGAAAAUGUUCCAUCCCGGCGGGACGUACUAAUUUGUCGUAAUUACUCGUUGGCGAUUGCACCGGGCGAGACUGUGGCCCUUGUUGGGCCCAGUGGGAGUGGUAAAAGCACCGUCGUUUCGCUGUUGGAACGUUUUUACGAUCCGCAGACUGGUAUCGUGAGUAUCGAUGGGGUCGAUGUACGUACACUAAAUGUCAAAUGGCUUCGUUCACAGAUUGGCCUCGUAGGCCAAGAACCUGCAUUGUUUGCCACGUCAAUCAUGGAGAACAUUCGAUACGGGAGUUCCCACAAGGUUUCAACACAGAAGUGGGCGAACGUGGAGCGCAGCUUUCAGGCGGUCAAAAGCAGCGGAUUGCUAUUGCACGCGUCGCUUGAUCAACUACUGGCAAACUCGCACAGAACCACGGUCAUUGUAGCUCACAGACUGUCGACGAUCAGAAAUACUGACCGUAUUGCUGUGCACAGCGACGGAGCUAUAGUUGAAAUUGGUUCUCAUGACGAGCUUAUGGAGUUACCCAACGGGCAUUAUCGUAGUUUGGUCGAAGCUCAAGCUCACGCCUCACACGACGAUAAACAGAACGCUGUCGAUAUGGAAGAACAGGAGGAUCAGAGAUCGACACGUGGCGAUAUCAAGCUCAAGCAAUCCACUACGCAGCCCAGAACAAAAGAUAAGAAUGAUACUGUCAGUGAAGACAACGAAGAGGGCGAUGUACAGUUGCCUCCAUUUUCGAUAAGUCGGCUGUGGAAAAUGUCUGCUCCCGAGUGGAAGUUUAUGGUCAUGGGUGCUUUCGGUGCAGUGGUGAAUGCUGCUGUGUUCCCCGUAUGGGGCGUUCUUCUUGUGAAGAUCACAGUGCUGUUUUUCCGACUCGAUUACACGAAGAGUGAGAUGCUUGACCAUGCACGCUGGUGGUCCCUGGGAUUUAUCGGGCUGGCAGUUUUCUUCGGCGUGUCUGUAAUGAUGCAGCACUAUGGCUUUGGUGUGGUUUCUCAGAGACUGAUAUCACGUGUGCGGUUGGCUACUUUCAGUGCGAUGUUAGAGCAAGAGAUUGGCUGGUUUGACUUGGAUGAGAAUUCUUCGGGUGCUCUGGUGUCUCGAUUGUCGACGGACUCGACGGUACUUCAAGCGAUGACUUCGGAAAUGCUCAACCGAGGGCUGGUUAAUGCUACAACGCUCGCUAUUGCUUUCGUUAUCGCCUUCUACUACAGCUGGCAAGUGACUCUAAUCCUGCUGGCGGCAUUCCCCGUAGUGGCAUUAUCUUCAUUCAUCCAGGCCAAACAGGUUGCUGGUACCAACGCUAGCAAGCAGAACAACGACGCCGACACUUUGGCUGGAGCUUUGCUCACUGAAGUAAUCGGUUCUAUCCGCACCGUUGCUUCAUUCGGGAUGGAAAGUGCUUUAAACUCGGUAUAUUCGGACUUGUUGAACGCCUCGAAGGAAAUCGACGCGAAAACCGGUAUCAUCGGUGGGUUAUCGUUUGGUGUUUCACAAGCAGCGAUGCUGAUGGUUAUCGCACUGGUUUGGUAUAUUAGUGGGAUCUGGAUCUCCGACGGUAUCAUCACUUUUGAGGAGAUGUUUAUGGUGGUCCUAGUGAUCAUGACUAGCACUUUCGCAGUGGGAAUGGCAGUGCAAGGUGCUACAGAUGGCACCACAGCCAAAUUAGCUGCUCAGCGUGUCUUCAAGAUCAUCGAUCGCAAGCCAAAGAUUAAUUCAACCUCGGAUGCAGGGCUUAAGUUACCGUGUAUAGAUGGCAACAUCGAGUUCUGCAAAAUAGAGUUCGCUGGCAGCGGCAAGAGCACGGCGAUCUCGCUGCUGGAACGCUUCUACGAUCCCAGCGCUGGUUCAGUGACACUGGAUGGUUACGACCUUAAAGAACUGAAUGUGCAGUGGCUGCGAGAGAAUGUUUCUUUAGUCAGUCAGGAACCAGUACUAUUUUCUGGAACCAUUGCGGAGAAUAUCAGUCUUGGUAAGCCUGGAUCCAAUCGCGAGGAGAUUGUCGAGGCAGCAAAGAAGGCGAACGCUUUUGACUUCAUCAGUAACUUUCCGAAUGGCUUUGAUACCGACGUGGGUGAUCGUGGUGCUCAAGUUUCAGGAGGUCGAAAGCAACGUAUUGCUAUCGCUCGUGCCAUUCUUCGAGACCCGUCGGUGUUGCUAUCGGACGAAGCCACAAGCGCUCUGGAUAAUGAGAGCGAGCGCAUGGUGCAAGUCUCGUUAGAUCGAUUACUAACGCAGAAGCAGCGCACUACGAUCAUCGUGGCGCAUCGUCUCUCCACUAUCCGACAUGCGGAUCUAAUUGCUGUAACUCAAGAUGGCGCUAUUGUCGAGCAAGGUACGCACGACCAACUCUUGCAGCUUCCAAACGGUAUCUACAAAGGUCUUGUCGGUCAUCACGAUACCAUCGAAUAA